Molecule: messenger RNA, 1005 nt
Organism: Trematosphaeria pertusa
Lineage: Eukaryota; Fungi; Ascomycota; Dothideomycetes; Pleosporales; Trematosphaeriaceae
Exons: 3
Coding region: 1-1005 (334 amino acids)
Source: RefSeq, a predicted model, not a curated record
AUGAUCCGUACUGCCAUGAUUUGGCGACGCAGGCAUCGAAGGUUCGUUCCUAUUGCGCUAUUCAUAGCGUUCUCCCUGUUCCUACUCUACAGCUUCUCGACACGACUUUCGAGGCGCUCCGCUUCGCGAACUUCACGGGCCUAUGCAGAUCAGGCGGUCCUGAAGGAUACCGUCGCACAGAAAGUCGCUAGGCCAGAAGAGAAAGAGCUAGUAGUUGCAAGUCUGGCCGGAGAUGAUACGCGUUGGCUGGAUGAAUUCUUCGAUACAUGGAAGAAGAAUAUCUACGUUGUCAACAAUGCGUCAGCGCCACUCACCGUUGAGGUGAACAAGGGAAGAGAAGCCAUGCCUUUUCUCACUUAUAUUAUCGACCGCUACGAUGACCUCCCGGAUGUCUCAAUAUUUAUGCACAGUCUGCGCUACCAAUGGCACAACGAAGAUCCUAUGUACGACGGCGUCCCUGUCCUCAAGCGGUUGCGUCUCGAAUAUGUGCGAAAGCGCGGCUAUGUAGCUCUGCGCUGCACCUGGACUAUGGGCUGUCCAGCAGAACUCCGUCCUCUCCAACCCUCAUCCGGCAGUGACGAUCGGUCCCAAAAUGAAAGAGCAUAUGCGGCUGCUUUCCGACAUCUCUUUCCGGGCGAGCAAGUCCCUGAAGCCAUUGGCGCACACUGCUCUAGCCAGUUCGCCGUAUCACGUGAACGCAUACAGGCGCGGCCAAAGAAGCAGUACGAGCGGAUCCAUGACUGGCUAUUGGAGACGGAUUUGGACGACCAGAUCAGCGGCAGAAUUAUCGAGUAUAUGUGGCACAUCAUCUUCGGAAUGCCUGCGGUCGACUGUGAGGACGCUGGCGAGUGCUUUUGCCAGGCCUUUGGUUUGUGCAACUUGACAUGCAACCGAGAGGAGUGCGAGAAGAGAUAUAUACUGCCGAAAUAUGCGACCAUUCCACAAGGCUGGCCGGAAGUGGGACCAGGAACGGAUGGCUGGCCUGAGAGAGGCUGGGCCGAUUAG